Molecule: messenger RNA, 606 nt
Organism: Mycena indigotica
Lineage: Eukaryota; Fungi; Basidiomycota; Agaricomycetes; Agaricales; Mycenaceae
Product: Cytochrome b5 heme-binding domain-containing protein
Exons: 3
Coding region: 1-606 (201 amino acids)
Cellular component (GO): endomembrane system; membrane
Source: RefSeq, a predicted model, not a curated record
AUGUCCUCCACUCCCGCGCCCUCCACAUCGCUACUCGAGUCCUUCUGGGCAUUUGUCGGCGUCGCAAAGUACUCCCUUGUCGUCAUUGUUCCUCUGCUUUUCCUCCUCAACCGCUCUCACAUUCGCUCGUCCACGCGUGAAAGGAUGAUCCGCGCACAAGCAGAAGAGGCCGCCCGGGAGGGCGAGAAGGGAGAGAAAAAGACGAUUAUGCAGCCCGCCAGGACAGACCUUCUCCCGCCCAAAGACGAGCGCUACACGCUUGCGCAGCUGGCAGAAUUUGACGGCAAGGAUGGGCGGCCAAUCUAUGUCUCGAUAAAAGGCACCGUCUUCGACGUCACCCGCAACGCUGCUGUCUACGGCCCCGGCCAGUCGUACGCCGUUUUCGCCGCCAAGGACGGCUCCCGUGGCCUCGGAAUGUCAAGCUUGAAGGAGGAGGAUGCAGUCCCGGACUACAGUGUAUUGGAUGAGAAGGACCUCAAGGUCUUGAAUGACUGGCAUUUGUUUUUUGUAAAACGAUACAAUAUUGUGGGCAAGGUGACAGACCACCCCACGAUCCUGGCGCAGGAGGCGGCGGCGGCGGCGGAAGCUCAAAACACGUCUUCUUAG